AGAUGACGGACCCACCCCCGUCAUGGACCCGCUUUUACUUUCCUCUUCCAUGCUUCUCGGCAAAAGUCCCGCCCGACGAACUCAACCUCAGAUCAUCCAAUUGCGACUGCGAAUCAUCAUGCCCCCAGAGCUACUGCACGACGAAGCCUAUGCAUCGGAAGAAGACUCCGAUUUCGCACCGGAAGACGCACUCGCCGAAGAGUCAUCGGAGUCUGACGAGGAAGAGGCAACCGACGCCGAGAGGUCUGGCCCGGGGAAGCGCAAGCGACCCUCUGGCGAAGAUGGCGCGGACGAUGAUGGGUUUCAGAACUCAGGGGAUGAGGCAAUAAUAGAGAAGGGGAGAAAGCGACAACAGAAGUCCAGGAGGAAAGAUAGUGCCAGCGAUGGAGACGAGCCAGGCGAAGGAGGGCUUAUCAAGACGCGGCGGAUGCGCGCAGCCGAGAAGGCCGAAAAACAAACAGCAGCCGCCAGCGGCCCGGUCACCAUUGACGUGGAUGAGCUGUGGGCUCGGAUGACGAGCGAACCCGUCUGCCGCAGACCCCAGGACGAAUCGGCCUCCGCACAACCACACAAGGAGCCCCCCAGGCCUCCCUCGCAAGCGCAGCCGGAGUCGGCGAGCGCCACUGGAGAUGCCGAUCUGAUUCGGAUCAAACGGACCUACAACUUCGCCGGCAAAGUACACACCGAGGAGAAGCUCGUCUCCCGCGACUCGGCCGAAGCGAAACUCUACCUUGCCGAGAACGGCGCCGAUGGCGCUUCCCCGGGCGAUGACUCCUCUUCCCAACCGUCAAAACGCAUGCCCCGCAAAGCGUUCCGCUCCGCCUUCGAGCCCGUCCCCGCCGACGGCGUAGCCCAGCGGUCGGACCUGAACCUGGGCAUGUCCGCGCGGCUGCGGGCGCGGGAGCUGGCCAGGGAGGCCGACGCCAAGAAGCUGAACACGGUGGAGAAGAGCAGGAUGGACUGGGCUGCGUUCGUCGACAGAGAGGGGAUCAAGGACGAGCUGGAGCUGGCGGGCAAGUCGAAGAACUCGUUUGCGGCGCGGCAAGACUUUUUGGCCCGCAGCGAGGCCAUCCGGGAAGAGGAGGCGAGACGGUUGCGGAUGGCAGGGAGGGCGUAAUGGGAUGUGUGUGCUGGAAUUUGAAUUUGAUGAGUGCCAUCACAUCACCAACGACUAACCAGCUCUGUGCUCGCUCACCCUCAAAUCCCUCCUUAACCACUCCCUCCUUUCCCAGUCACGCUACAGCUUUCCCUUCUCCCCACUCGCCCUCGCCGGCGGCAGGAGCGUAACCUCCUGAUACGGCAGCCCCAAGAACUUAUACACAAAGUGGAACCUGCGCCGCGUCAGCACUCCGACACGCCUCCUCCCCACGGCUUUCCCUCAGCUCCCCCGGCGAGGUAAGUUAAAUCAGCUAAGCCAGACAGAUAACCAAGCAC
This is a messenger RNA of Thermothielavioides terrestris NRRL 8126, 1434 nucleotides long. RefSeq lists its product as uncharacterized. The transcript has 3 exons. The record is from RefSeq and is a predicted model, not a curated record. NCBI's taxonomy places the organism in Eukaryota, Fungi, Ascomycota, Sordariomycetes, Sordariales, Chaetomiaceae. The coding region runs from base 119 to 1117 and encodes 332 amino acids.